Molecule: messenger RNA, 837 nt
Organism: Rana temporaria (common frog)
Lineage: Eukaryota; Metazoa; Chordata; Amphibia; Anura; Ranidae
Gene: PRDX2
Product: peroxiredoxin 2
Exons: 6
Coding region: 83-679 (198 amino acids)
Biological process (GO): leukocyte activation; cellular response to stress; cell redox homeostasis
Cellular component (GO): cytosol
Molecular function (GO): thioredoxin peroxidase activity
Source: RefSeq, a predicted model, not a curated record
GCACAGUGGUACAGUCUAUGACUAUAAAAGGAAAGGUCAGCAGGGGGCCUUACACUGCGUGCCGUACUGAGGAGGUGAAAUCAUGUCUGCAGGAAACGCUCACAUCGGGAAGCCAGCCCCAGAUUUUGAGGCAACUGCAGUAGUGAAUGGAGAAUUUAAACAAGUUAAACUGUCAGACUACAGAGGUAAAUAUGUUGUGCUGUUCUUCUAUCCCCUGGACUUCACCUUCGUCUGUCCCACGGAGAUCAUCGCCUUCAGCGAACACGCAGAGGAAUUCCGCAAGCUUGGCUGCGAGCUUAUCGCAGCUUCUGUAGACUCCCACUUCAGUCACCUUGCAUGGACCAAUGUUCCUCGCAAGGAAGGCGGUCUGGGACCCAUGAACAUUCCUCUUGUGUCUGAUCUGAAACACUCCAUUUCCAAAGACUAUGGUGUUCUGAAGGAAGAUGAUGGCGUUGCCUACAGGGGUUUGUUCAUCAUUGACGGCAAAGGAAUCCUCCGCCAAAUCACUAUAAAUGAUUUGCCUGUGGGCCGCUCUGUAGAUGAGAUCCUCCGCCUGGUUCAGGCCUUCCAGUUCACCGACAAGCAUGGAGAGGUUUGUCCUGCCGGAUGGAGGCCUGGAAGCAGCACAAUCAAGCCCAGUGUGAAGGAAAGUAAAGAAUACUUCUCUGCAAACAACUAAGCCAAUGCUACUCCAUAUGAUGUGACUAUCCCUGUGACAAUGGGACCCCUAACCUGCACUGAUUUUUGUUUGUAUUCAUGCUGACACUCCAUCCCUCCAUGUUAUGGAGGCAAAAGCACUUAGUUCUUCCAUCUUCAAUAAAAUGUUGUUAGAACUCC